UAGCACUGGCUGAAGCAGCUUAUAAAAGUACUAGGGUGUGCGAAGCUUUUCAGGACCAUAGCCUAGUUCACGAUACCCGGUUCAGCGUAUCCCUAAGUAACCUUAUCACAAAUUCGGCUUCGUAAUACCCAGGUUAUCGUUGCAAAACCACACUACAGUAGCACCUCUAUAGAUUCAUACUCAUGUGCACGUUAAGAACAAUCGUCCGAGCGCAAAUAAGCUGGGGUCCGCGAGCUGACGAAUUAAAGGGAUACGUAGCCCCACGACGAACCACGGAACCACUCACUCAACGCAUCAUCUCCUACCACCCAGUCCCUCCAAUAGCACCACUCUAUCUCCUCAUCGCUUUUCACAGAUUUUACUUUUUCAUCAAGUAUAUAAACCCGUUAAUUACUUGGCAUUUCCAGGAAAGUUGCCCAGUCUGUAUUACAUCUAAACAUAUUAAACAUUUUACGCAAUGUAAACUGAAACGUUCUUCGGAACCCUUUCCCUUUGGCUCCCGGGCUCGAGCCGGGAUGGUGUAGGGUUUGUGGGAGAUUCCGUUUUUGGUGGGGAGUUGAGUCGGAGGGCCGACUACCUC
Mytilinidion resinicola is the source of this 580-nucleotide messenger RNA. RefSeq lists its product as uncharacterized. The record is from RefSeq and is a predicted model, not a curated record. Bases 183 to 524 code for a protein of 113 amino acids. Lineage: Eukaryota; Fungi; Ascomycota; Dothideomycetes; Mytilinidiales; Mytilinidiaceae. The transcript has a single exon.